Messenger RNA from Symbiodinium sp. CCMP2592, 3972 nucleotides. NCBI's taxonomy places the organism in Eukaryota, Dinophyceae, Suessiales, Symbiodiniaceae. The record is from the annotation of a GenBank genome assembly.
AUGCUGUGGGCGAUGCUGCCCGCAGCUGCUGCGAUGAAGCUCGCACAGGAGUCGAACGCCUCUGCGAUGGAAGGCACAGGCGGCCUUCAGAGCUCGGCUCAGCUCAAGACUGCAGCUCUCAUCGAUCGUUCCUCGUCCGCUCAGAAGGGAGCUGUGUCUCGACAGCAAGAGCUCGACGCCGCCGUGUCGGCGAAGCGGAUCCCGAUCGUCUCCGAUGUUGGGGAUGCCAUGGCUUCAGGAGGCGAGGCCUUUGUGGACGGCGUGUCCUCUGGAGCCGAGGUGGUCGGCAACGAAGUUGCGAGCGCCGGUACCGCAACCCUGAACACGCUUGAAGAUGCAGGCAUGACGGUUGGCACCGCUGCUGCAAACGGAGCCACGGUCAUCGGGAAUGGAAUUGCCGAAGGGGCCGAAAGCACCUUCAAUGCCGUAGCACCGCACGUCGUGAGCUUUGGGAAUAGCCUGGGAGAAACGGCAGUUUCAGUGGGCAACGCAGUGGUCGAGGUCGGGGAGAUGGUCGCAGACGAGACGGUGACACUAGGAGGUGCGGUGUUGGAUCACGCCAAGAAAGGCGUUGAGCAAGGAGUCAAAAUGGUCAACAAAGUGGGGAAGGCGAUUGGCGACAAGAUGACAGAGCUGGGAAACGAGGUCGCCAAGCUUGGGCCAAUCAUUGCAGGACUGGCGAAAUCCGCUUGGAAUGAAAUCAAAGACUUCGUCAGCUGCCUUGCAGAAGGCUUGACACUCUGCUCCGUCUUGAUCGGUGAGUAUUGCGACUGCAACGCAGGUAGCUACAUCAAGUUCGCGAACGACGGCAUGGAAAUGCGAUGCGUCUUCAAGGUGGCCGCUGACUUCGGGAAGGGCUACGGGGUGACAGCGACUUCGGGUGGGCAGUUCGGCGUGAUUACCGAGAGCGGCGUGAUCACGCUUCCUGGAGACGAGCUCGAACAAAGCUUCAAAGCAGCGGGGUCACCUUUGAAAGCUCGCAAGGCCAUGGACGACUUGUUAUCGCCGGCACCAUCAGGGUCCUGCGAAACUAGCCUAGAGGUGGCUGUUGAUGGUGUGGUGCAAUUUGCCCCGGACCUAACCGUCUCCGUGAACAAGGAUGGCGACACCAAGAUGACGAUCAGUGGAACCGUUCGUUCAUCGAUUGAUUCCCUGGUCAGGGGGCAGGGCAGCUGCUCCUUCACGGCUGCGAAGCACUUUCCCAAGAAGCCCCUGAAGAAGGUCAUCUGCGCCAAAGCCUUCUGCCUGGUCAUCGCGCUACAGAUGGUCGCUGAGCUGGAGAUGACAGGGACACUCACCGGAACCAUCACGACCUCCUCCGAAGUGGACUUCAACAUCUAUGGCACCGUGGACGUGAACCCCAGGGGUGAGGCCGAUGUCUCAUUCAACACCCCGGAGAUCACGCAUCAGGAGGGAUGGGCGAUUGGUGCCAGUGCAUUGGCCUCCGUGCGCGUGGGUGCCGGACCCGUCCUCACGGUCUGGCCCAUGCCCGGCGUGCCGGUGAAUUUCAAGCCCAUGUUCAACGCGCAAGCCCAAGCCCAGGGUACUCUGGAGUACAAGUCGUACGUUUCACUCCUCCAGGACUCUCAGCGUGUCUUGGCUGCGACAGACUCCAACAUGACCUCCGUCGUCAGCGAGAACAUGACGUUGGCCUUGGACAGAGCCCCGAGGGAGCUGAGCAUGUGCAAUGCCGCUGCGUUGUCGAUCUACGCCGACGCCGACAUCACGGCCUUCGCGCUGCCGCCCGCCAUCCGUGGCCAUUUCUCGACCAACGUCAUCAAGGAGGCCCUCGAGAAAGCCGUGAUGGCCGGUGCCACAGCCCUGUUGAACAUGAUGAAUGGCGUGGCGAAGUGCGUGCCCGGCAUGGACAAAGUGACGGAGAAAAUCAAUGCCGCGGCCACCGCCGCCAAAGGCGUGCUGUCCUCUCUCAUCCCCAGCAUCAACCUGGACUUCAAUCUCAAGUCCAUUGUGCUGAUGGCCCCUGAGACGUUCUGGUGCAAGGAGGUCUACACGACACCUGGCUUCGAUACCGCUCCCUGUGCGGCGGAGCUCGGGUGCAAGACCGCUGGACGUUCCUCCGAACCUGGGAGCGAAGUACCUCCACCCGAGCAGUUCGAAAAGGUUGAAAGGCGGAUUCAAUAUUCGGACACAUGCUACGAUAUCCCCAUGGGAGAUCACUUCAUUCAGCUUGGAGAUUGGCGCCUGGCUGCCAUUGACUACAACCACUUUUCGAUCUCACACAGGGGGAGGAAGACGGCGCAGAUCUUCCGGAGCGAUGGCACCCUACACCCCGGUCCUCGCACUGACUGGGGCGCAUGGCACUUGCCUGUGCUGCCGCAUGGCUCCGCCAAGGGAAUCGCGUUCGGAUUCGAGUUCAUGCAGAUCGGUGCUUUCCGUCUUGGUGCAGUGGACGACAACCACUUUUCAAUCGCGCACAAAGGCGGAAAGACCAUUCAGAUCUACCGUCAGGAUGGCACGCUGCAUCCCGGACCUCGGACCGACUGGAGCACCUGGGAUCGCCGGGUGGGAAAUCCGGUGGGGAUCACAUUCGGGGACAGGUUCGUGCAAAUGGGAAAUUUCCGGAUUGGGGAUGCUGACGGAGGCCACUUCCUGGUGUCCCACAUCAACGGAUGGACGUGCCAGAUCUACCGUUCGGAUGGCACCCUACACCCUGGGCCUCGCCGGGACUGGGGCCCUCGGAUUUUGCACCGAAAGCCCAUGAAGUGGGGCUGCGAGGGCAUCACAGAGAUGGCCUUCGGGCCCUGUGAUUCGGACUUCGGAACGUUCGGUGACCGCUUCAUCCAGCUCGGGCAGUGGCGCAUUGCGGCCAUUGAUGCCAAGCACUUGUCGGUGUCGCACAAAGGUGGCAGAACCGCCGAAAUCUACAGGGACGAUGGCACCCUUCACCCCGGACCCCGCUCGGAUUUCGGCUCCUGGGGCCGUCCGACCGGCUUCCCCUACGGCAUCACCUUCGGGCCCGGCUUCGUCCAGAUCGGCAACUUCCGCUUGGCAGCGAUGGAUGACAACCACUUCACCGUCUCACACCGAUGGCAUGGUGGGAGGACGGCACAGAUCUACCGGAGCGAUGCCACCCGGCACCCUGGGCCAAGGUCGGACUGGGAUGCCUGGGGCCUCAGCGCGGGGCCGCCUACUGGCAUCACUUUCGGGGAUCGCUUUCUUGAGAUUGGGAAGUUCCGCCUCGGUGAUGCGGACGGAGGACACCUGGUCUUGACCCACGAGAACGGCAAGAUCCUUCACAUCUUCAGAAACGAUGGCCACAACUUCUACCACCAGACAGGCCACGCCGCCAUGGUGAACAACCGCAAUCUGCACCAGCACUGCAGGAGCAUCUAUGCGGUCCUGGGCUCUUGUCCCGGAAUUGCCACGGGUGAGAACUUCAUGGAGAUUGGGGACUGGCGCAUCGCCGCCAUUGAUGGCAACCACUUCUCUGUGUCACACAGGGAUGGCCAGACUGCUCAGAUCUACCGCAGCGACGGGACCCGCCAUCCCGGGCCCCGCACGGACUGGGGUAGCUGGGGUUGGGAGCCCAAGAAAACCGGCUCGCACGGAAAGGUGCAUUUUGGCGACCACUUCAUCCAGUUCGGCAACUUCCGGAUGGGUGCAGUGGACGACAAUCACUUCUCCAUCUCCCACAGCGGCGGCCAGACGAUCCAGAUCUUCCGUUCGGAUGGCACCUUACAUCCCGGACCUCGUCGUGACUGGGGCUUGUGGCACCAUUCCCGCCCGAUUCUGGACGUGCCUUUGGGCAUCACCUUCGGUGAUCGCUUCGUGCAGAUCGGGAAGUUCCGAGUUGGAGACGUGGACGGCCGGCACUUCUCCGUCGCGCACGUGGGUGGCAAGACCAUGCAGAUCUUCCGGGAAGAUGGGACCUUGCACCCCGGCCCACGCAGCGACUUCACAACGGUUGGUCGCCCAAUGCAUCAGUGCCGGGUUGCGGAUGUGGAGCUGUAG